Anopheles cruzii is the source of this 189-nucleotide messenger RNA. RefSeq names its product keratin-associated protein 5-9-like. Lineage: Eukaryota; Metazoa; Arthropoda; Insecta; Diptera; Culicidae. The annotation marks the transcript as partial. The transcript has 4 exons. The record is from RefSeq and is a predicted model, not a curated record.
AGCUGCAGUAGUACCUCCUCCAGCUGCGGUAGUACCUCCUCCGGCUGCUUGCCGUGGCAAAUUACUUCCUCCAGCUGCUGUAGUACUUGCUCCAGCUGCAGUAGUACUUCCUCCACCGGUUGCGGUGGUACUGCCUUCGGCUGCGGCACUAGUACCUCCUCCGGCUGCUGUAAACCUAGAAUAGGAUAA